AUAAGUUAGGUGGUGAGGUAAAUUUGCAAAUGUGCCUUUUUAAGGACCUCACCCAGCAGCAGGGAAAAUUAAGCCUUGGAAGGAAUUUGGCUCCGCAGCCAGUCAUAUGCCUUGCUUUACAACAUACUCAGCCAAUACAGGAAGGAGGGUGAGUAUGUGUGGAAAAAGACAGGUUACGAGAUUAAUUUUUAAGCACUAAAUAUUUAUUGACAGAAUAUCUCUCCAGGCAGUGUUCACAUGCUUAGAACUGAAGCUUUAAAAAUUGGCAGUGCUGUUUAAGCAAACAAAGCCGUCAGUUGAACGCAAUGAUUAACAGGAAGUUGGGGAGCGGACACAGUUCCCAACCCUUGGCUGGAAGAAGAGGCUGGGGUAGAAUUCGUAGGGGGAUGACUUGCAGAAUGGUGAACUCAGCCCUUGGUGAUUUUACGGUAGUGAAAAAUGGCUGCGUUAGAAUCGGAAUCUCCCUGAGGCAGCUUGUUUUUGUGUGGUAGCAGGUUGCAGGUUAACGGGAGCCGGAGCAAAGCAAAUCCAAAGAAGCUACUUCAGAAAUGUGUCGAAGAAAGGUGGAAAUGAAACACAGCAGAGAAUGAGAAGGGAAGGAAGACAGCGAAAGGACAAAACGGUCAACUGGAAGGUCACGGAGCAGCUGAUCAGAAUUGUGUCUACCGAGAGGAUGAUUUAUGGAUUCUGGAGAAAAUGUAAGUUAAAUAUAUCUAUACUCUAAUCAGUUCUUGAAAAACAUUUCCCUCACUUUCUGGUCUUGAAUGAUGGUCUCUUGGAAGCCUUGUCUUUUUACUGUGUCUCUUAUCACUGCCCUGAUUUUUGUGUUUGUUUACAAUAACGAGUUAUGGGAGGAGAAGCAUUUUCUGAAGGCAUCUCUGUCCAAUGCUUCACUGUUAGCACAAGUCUGUCAUCAGAUUUUUAAGGGGAAGGUUUUUUACCCAAGAGAGAAUGCACUGAAAACUACCCUCAGCAAAUCUACCUGUUAUGAGUACAUGGCUCAAAGUCACUAUAUAACAGAAACACUAUCAGAAGAGGAAGCAGAGUUCCCUUUGGCUUAUACGGUGACCAUCCACAAAGACUUUGGCACUUUUGAGAGACUCUUCAGGGCAAUUUACAUGCCCCAAAAUGUCUACUGUGUUCACAUGGAUGAGAAGGCAACAGAUACAUUUAAAGAUUCAGUGAAGCGAUUACUGAGCUGCUUCCCAAAUGCUUUCCUGGCCUCCAAGAUGGAGCCGGUUGUCUAUGGGGGGAUCUCCAGGCUCCAGGCUGACCUGAACUGCCUCAAAGACCUCGCGGCUUCCGAGGUGCCCUGGAAGUACACCAUCAACAUGUGUGGGCAAGACUUUCCCCUGAAGACCAACAAGGAGAUCGUUCGGUAUCUGAAAGGCUUUAAAGGGAAAAACAUCACCCCGGGGGUGCUGCCCCCAGCUCACGCCAUUGGACGGACUAAAUAUGUCCACCAGGAGCUAUUAAGAAAAAAAAAUUCCUGUGUGCUUAAAACAACAAAAUUAAAAACUCCACCUCCUCACAACAUGACCAUUUACUUUGGUACCGCCUAUGUGGCCCUCACAAGGGAAUUUGCCAACUUUGUCCUCCAAGACCAGCGUGCGCUUGACUUGCUCUCCUGGUCCAAGGACACUUACAGCCCUGAUGAGCAUUUCUGGGUGAUGCUCAAUAGGAUCCCAGGUCUGGUUGGCCCAAUGUUUGCAGUGAUCUUUACGGUUGUCAAGCCCUUUCACAGUGACAUGAACUGAGUUGAUAAUUUACAAAUGCUGGAGGUCCUGAUCUACAGUAGUAAAAUGGUCACUGAGCUGUAUGAAUGCCAGCCAUCCUUCCAUUGAAUGAUCGUGCACUGCUCUGCUCCCGUAGUUUUUCUGGAACCUUCCACUUCAUCCUCUGUCCAUCACUUCUUGCUGACAACAGGGUGUCCCAAUCCCCCAGGGCUACAUCCCUCUUUUAAUCCGUGACUUCUUAUCUGUUCAGUUCUGAGUCUGAUUGUUACGAUUGUGUCGUCGAAACUAAGAGUCCAUAGGCUAAGUCUCAAGAGAGUUUCAAAGUACAUGACCUUCAGUGCUUAAAGCAAAGAUGAUACACUGGCAUCCUUAGGGCCAAAUGCAGUCUCUGGGGGUGCAGAUGCAUGCAUACACUUGUGUCUUACAAAUGUGUUAGUGACUU
This is a messenger RNA of Lontra canadensis (Northern American river otter), 2178 nucleotides long. Its product is annotated as N-acetyllactosaminide beta-1,6-N-acetylglucosaminyl-transferase-like. Gene Ontology annotation, cellular component: membrane. Lineage: Eukaryota; Metazoa; Chordata; Mammalia; Carnivora; Mustelidae. The coding region runs from base 765 to 1757 and encodes 330 amino acids. Gene Ontology annotation, biological process: transforming growth factor beta receptor signaling pathway. The transcript is spliced from 2 exons. Gene Ontology annotation, molecular function: acetylglucosaminyltransferase activity. The record is from RefSeq and is a predicted model, not a curated record.